GUUUCAACCACCAUCAUCUACUCCGUAUGGCGCUCCCAAGGACUUCUGGUCUUCGCUUCAUUCCUUCAUAGCACUCCAAUACAGUUCCAUCCCUUCCUCUCGUUAACACGCGAUGGCGGUAGCCACGCAGACUCAGCUGGAGCUGGGAUCACCUCUUAGAAUGGACUCCCGUCCACAAACGCCUAAUGCCCGGCAAUUCCUGCCCAAUGCAUCAAUUGUCCUCAUCGGAUCCAGGGGGGCAGGAAAGAGGACUUUGGGAUUCAUUGGAGCGACUCAUCUAGGCCGUCGAUUUAUCACGGAAGACCAUUUCUUUCAACAAGCGACUGGCACCUCGAGGGCCGAUUUUCUUCAAAGAUAUGGAAAGCGUGAUUUCUACAGGAAAAAUGUCGACGUUUUGAAGCAGAUGCUGGACCAGCAUCGAUCAGGAUGUGUCAUUGAGUGUGGAAUGGGAUCGCUCUCCAACCAGGCGCAAAAAGCUUUACGGGAAUUCUCAAAAACGAACCCCGUCAUCUAUGUCACGCGAGCGCGUCACAGAAUACGAUCUUUGUUGAGGCUUAGCGAAGAAGAAGCCAUUCGAUUAGAGAGCGUGGAUUUGUCACAUCGAAGCUGUUCCAAUUUGGAAUAUUAUAAUCUAUAUGAUGCGAGUUGCGAUGGCAUGGAUACGCCGCCAGAAAAUGGUCUUGGAAGCGUUUCUUCCAGGCUCAAAUAUGUCAAAGAAGAUUUCUCCAACUUUCUUGACUUGUUGACUGGACAAGGAGUGAUCAGGAGCAGCCUUUCGAGUCCGUUCUCAAUAGCUGCACUUCCCCCCGAGUGUAGAUCGUAUACUUACGCCUUGUCGAUUCGGUUGUCGACUUGUCCUGAUUUGGACUUGGAAGAACUGGAAGCUGGCGCUGAUGCUGUUCAAUUAAAAGUCGAUUCUUGGUCACCCAAUCUUCAGACCAUGAUGUCGAAGCAGGUCGCCAACGUUCGGAGAAAACUUGGUGUUCCAAUCAUAUUUCAUGUUGAAGACUACGUCUUUGGUGAUUCAACGGCUUCGCCAAUACCAGAAAAGGAACGUGCUUAUUUUGAACUGCUCGAGUGUGGGCUACGACUUGGCGUUGAAUAUAUAGUGGUGGACCUCAAGUAUUCUUCAGAAUACAUAUCGAAGUUGGUCAAUUGUUCAGGUCCUACGAAAGUGAUUGGCCACUAUCUGGCGAUGGAAGAGAGACCAUGGGGGUGGGAUGAUGAAAAUAGCAUGAUUCAAUAUCGAAGGGCGAAAUCGCUAGGAUGUGAUAUUGUACGAUAUGUUCGAUCAACUUCCAAAGCAAGCGACAACGAUGCUGUCAAAGCCUUCCUAUCGAAAAUUGAAUCGAUUCCAGGCCAUCUACCAGUUAUCGCUUAUAAUUUAGGAGAAAAUGGAAGGCCGUCUCUGAUUGCGAACCGUAUAUUUACUCCUGUUACGCAUCCUCUGAUGCAAACCACUGUCAGUAAAGCUCAACUUCGUCAAUUCCUUCCAACGGCAGCAGAAGCAGUUCAGGCUCUAUAUCAAUCUGGAAUCCUCAAUUCUCUCCACUUCUACCAUCUCGGUGCCAGUGUAUUCUAUAGUCUCUCCCCAGCAAUGCAUACCGCCGCCUACAAAGUCUGUGGGAUGUCCAACGACUUCCAGUCUCUUCAAGUACAUUCUUUAGAAGAUAUUCAGCGACUCUGUCAAGACCCAAACUUUGGUGGAGCAGCUAUAACACAGCCCUUUAAAGUCCAAAUCACAAGUCAAAUCGCUGCAAUGAGUUACCAUGCAAAAGCCAUCGGGGCAGUCAAUACUCUUUUGCCUCUCCGCAUGCUACCAAACAAUGCCUCGUUGGAUAGCAGUAUCCAAUCACUACUUCGACAAGCCAAUCAACGUGGGAAAAACGGCCAAGUGGUAGCCUACUAUGGCGAUAACACAGACUUCAUCGGAAUCUUCAAUUGCCUCCGACUUAACAUAUCUCCCAGAAAUGUCGUCCAGCCAUCUAAAACGACGGGUUUGGUCAUUGGAGCAGGAGGUAUGGCACGAGCUGCGAUAUACGCCUUGAUUCAACUUGGCUGCAGAAAGAUCUUUAUGUUUAAUCGUACAAUCGAACAUGCAGAAGAAGUCGCCUCGCAUUUUAACUCUUGGGCCAGUGGAUUAAGUAAUGAUGGACAGAUUGUUCGCGUCUUGAAGUCGAGAACGGAUGAAUGGCCCGAAGGAUUCAAACAGCCUACUAUUAUCAUCUCGUGCGUUCCCAAUCGCAUUGUCGAAGACCAACCACCUGCAAAUUUCGAGAUACCUUUGCACUGGCUUCAAAGUCCAACGGGUGGUGUUGUCAUCGAGGUAUGUUCUAACUAUCUAUCCUAACCUUUCCCCUAAUUUCCCCUCUCAUAAUAGUUAUCGAAAUAACGACUGACCUCCACACAGUUAGCAUACCUCCCCCUCGACAGUCCACUCCUCCGACAAAUACGAGUCGUGCGCGAGGAAACCAAACAAGCCUGGGUCAUCGUCGAUGGCCUGCAAGUCCUGCCCGAACAGGCAAUUGCUCAAUUCCAGCUCAUGACCGGAAGGCGAGCACCGAAGAGACAGAUGCGUCUAGAGGUUCUCAGGAAUUAUCAUCGUUAUGAGGAAUGAGAAGAUGUGAAAGUGAAUGACCUACGGUACGGGUCUGUAGUUUGUACAUACAUAAUUAAUCGAUAUUGUAUAAUUUUAC
Messenger RNA from Hymenoscyphus albidus, 2696 nucleotides. The record is from the annotation of a GenBank genome assembly. NCBI's taxonomy places the organism in Eukaryota, Fungi, Ascomycota, Leotiomycetes, Helotiales, Helotiaceae.